This is a messenger RNA of Danaus chrysippus (African queen), 441 nucleotides long. Lineage: Eukaryota; Metazoa; Arthropoda; Insecta; Lepidoptera; Nymphalidae. The record is from the annotation of a GenBank genome assembly.
AUGAAAAUCGGCAAAGUAUUAGAAUUUAUUCACAACAACUGCCCUGAAGCUUGUCCAUUAAAUUUAAGGACAUAUGUAAGCAGGGUAAGGGUAAGUGCUCUGAAACUACGUACGAAGGAUAAGAAGGAGCUCUUCAAACAGCUCGAUGAGUUGAAAAAACAGGAAUUGACCAAAACCCUUCGGGUUGCUAAAGUAACAGGAGGAGUCGCAUCUAAAUUAUCGAAAAUACGUGUGGUAAGGAAAGCUAUUGCACGUGUUUACAUUGUUUACCACCAAACAAUGAAAGUAAACUUGAGGAAUCACUACAAGAACAAGAAGUACAAGCCCCUCGACUUAAGGCCCAAAAAGACCCGUGCUAUGCGCAAGGCCCUCACCAAACAUGAAGCCAAAGAUAAAAAACCCAGAAGGAGAUCAGAAAGAAAGUCCUUGUUUCCCUCCUAG